ACUUACGUGAACGAUUUUUUUUUUCUGAACUCGUCAUGUCGUUACUCUCUUUAAUAAAGGGACACAAAUCAGACUGCGACACCGGUGUGAUUCUGCUGCUUUCGAAAAGUUCUACUAGUUGCACCAAUGCAUAGUAGAAUAUGGUACCUUCCUGUAUGCAAAUUAUCAAAAAAUGCUAGCGGCAAUUAUCGGUACCAUUUCCAGUUUUGUAGCCCAUAUCCCUUGAAGCAGUGGUGUCCAAAGUUCCAGAAAGGGCCAAGAGGAUGCAGGUUUUCUUUACAGCCACUGACUCCACCAGGUGAUUUCACUGAUUAACAUCACUUUGAGCAGAUGGGAUGAGUUCAUCAGUGAAAUCACCUGCUCCCCCAUACUGUAUAUAGCCCUGUUACAAUAAAAUGUGCAAUUCAUUUUCCAGAAAAUGUUUUAAUACUAUAAUGUUUGAUGUUUAAGAUGUAAUUUACAGAACUUGGUUCGGUGAGAUGUCAAAUGAAAGUUGAGCUUUUCAGACCUCGUCCCAUGUCCUACAAGAACCAAACAAAUUCAUUAUACACUGUAAUAUCAAAUAAUUCUUGAAGAAUCGUAUAUCCUAAGAAUUGUGAAGUGUAUCAAAUCUGCGCUGAGUAAUUGUGAUAAUAUCGAAUUGGGAGAUAAUUGUAUCAUCAGAUAAAGAUCUCACAAUUUGUGCACAUACUCUGUUGAUUGAGGCAAAAGUCAACCGGACAUACUUCAAGUUAGAAGACACUCUUUGUAGUGUUAUUGGGAGAGAAAAGGAAAUUGCUGGACGAAGUCUCCUGUAAUAUGUCUCCUGAGGAGGACACGUCUCGGAUGUCCACUUCUUUCUCAUGCCCUUCUCCCUCCUUCCUUCCACCUGACUCCCACUUCAUUGGGAAAAAGGAGGAAAUUAUACAGGCCAGACGUGUGACAAAGCUGGUGAAUGGAUGCAGAGACGUGCUGGUCCUGUACCACCAGGGACGGCUACAUGCCAUGGACAUGCGCUGUUACCAUUCAGGUGGUGUAUUAGAGCAUGGAGACAUUGAGGAGUUUGAUGGACGGCUUUGCAUUGUGUGUCCGUGGCACAAGUACAAGAUCACGCUGGCAGAAGGGGAGGCGCUUUACCAAGCUGUGGACAAUCCUGGGGCCAAACCCCUGCAAACUCACUGGCGCUCCAAAGGGGUCAAACAGAGAAUUCACAGGGUCACUGAGGUCAGCGGGGAUGUGUAUGUAACACUGAACAGUUCCACUGAGGUCAUCGAAUCUGAUACAUACCAGACUGAGAAGUAUAGGACUGCCUUUCUCAGUCCCCAGCUACAACGUACGAUGAAGUAACAUAGGACUGGUCUGUGAUUAAUAUAUUUUUAAACUGAGCUAUACAGACAUUUGUGUGUGACUGUGCGUCAUUUCUUCUUGGAUUUGAGUUUGCUUCCUGUCUUCAGCAGAAUUUUGAUAUGUGUAGUUUUGUGCUUUGUUUUUGACUGGUGGCUUGUUCACUCUUACAAAAUCAGACAAUAGAGCAUUGAUUCAAGCAAGUCAGUUUGAUAUCAUUUAGUAAAUUAAUACAGGAUGCUUCUCAGUACACAGUAGCAAAAAUAAAUUGUAAUCACCACAUAAUUACUUAACUAUAAAAACACUGCUUAUUUUUGUCUGAGAAUAUUUUAUUUUUUUAACAUAUUUUGUAUCUCAGCCUCUGUCAUUUUACAAAUAAACAAAUUAUGAUCACAGAGGAAAGGAAGACUUGUCAUAACACUCUUAGUUGAUUAGGUUUUGGAACUUGCACUCACUCAUCUUCAGCCACUUAUCCGGGAUUGGGUCACGGUGGUUUUGGAAGUCAUUGCUUCAAAUUUACGUAUUUAAAAAAAACAACUUUAUUUUAAUGAGUAUUGUAACUCGUACAUACGAGGUCUAUUAGAAAAGUAUCCGAC
Thalassophryne amazonica is the source of this 1919-nucleotide messenger RNA. Its product is annotated as Rieske domain-containing protein-like. The coding region runs from base 799 to 1326 and encodes 175 amino acids. NCBI's taxonomy places the organism in Eukaryota, Metazoa, Chordata, Actinopteri, Batrachoidiformes, Batrachoididae. The transcript is spliced from 4 exons. Gene Ontology annotation, molecular function: 2 iron, 2 sulfur cluster binding. The record is from RefSeq and is a predicted model, not a curated record.